GUAAACACAAAAACGCCGAUAACCGAACGAGGAAGCCUUUUUUGCCGAAGAGGUCGCUCGUUGGGCGGUUGUUGGGGGCCAAGUGAGGAAGGACGAAAACUAUCGAUCUUUCUGUGGUGUUCGUCGUUGUCCGGUGCCGUAAAAACCGUAGAAAAACGUGGCUCGCGACCGGUCCUAGAAAUAGGGAGCAGAAGAUAUCCAUUUCAAUCGCAACACGGCGAACGCUCUCUGUUACCUAACGCACCAUGUCGCUGUCGAGCCUGUACAAACGAGCCCUCGUGCGGUACCCGGUGCUAGUGCAAUCCGUUCAAUCCGGCCUGCUGAUGGGAGCUGGCGACGUCAUUGCACAGGGUUUUAUUGAACGAAAGGACUGGAAAUCGUUCGAUGGGGUACGAGCUGCCAAGUUCUUUGCCAUUGGCUUCUGCGUUGGAGGUCCUGGUUUACGGAAGUGGUACGGUGUACUUGAUCGACACAUCGGCAGCAGCGGUGGUAGCAAGGCCAUCACAACGCUCAAGAAGGUUGCCCUGGAUCAGCUUAUCUUUGCACCGAUCUUCCUAGGCACGCUAAUCGGUACGAUCGGCGUUCUCCAAGGGAACAACUUGAGGGAAAUCAAGCGAAAGCUAAACAACGAGUAUACCGACAUUCUACUGACAAAUUACUACGUCUGGCCGUGGGUGCAGCUGGCCAACUUCUAUCUGGUACCACUGAACUACCAGGUACUGCUCGUGCAGUCGGUCGCCGUGUUCUGGAACACGUACCUGUCGUGGAAAACGAACCAGACUGAGCCCUCGAAAGCGACACUUGCGCUGACACACGAUCCGAUCACUCCCGGGGAUGACAAAGCUGCAUCGUAGGAGCAGCGUGGGGAAUGCAGGUGAACCACUAAAGUGGUGAUUGUGAUAUGCAACAAUGGUUAAUGUGCGGAGUGUGGGGUGAUGUAUAUAUUAUUGAUAGUAAUUUUAAAUUACUACUUCCUUUUAUUCGAUUCCUUAUCAAAUCCUCCUCUUUUGCCAUGGAAUGCCAUAAUACUUUGCGAAUGAAGUAACGGCUGAAUGCGGCACCUAGUCGAAUAGGACUAAACAUGAAGUAAUCCUAAUGGCAGUAACAAAAGCAGACGAAGUGCUCUUAGCAAUUCAAAUGAAAAGUUUAAAAGGAGUUUAAAUGCGCAAUGCAGCAAAUGACAGUUUAAUAUCAGUCCGUUUCCAGAAGCACUAAAAAAACUUCUUUCGCUCCCUUGUUCGUUAAUGGAUAUCAGUUAAUAAACACAAAACUGAUG
Messenger RNA from Anopheles darlingi, 1276 nucleotides. RefSeq names its product protein Mpv17 (gene Mpv17). The transcript has 3 exons. The record is from RefSeq and is a predicted model, not a curated record. Bases 246 to 854 code for a protein of 202 amino acids. NCBI's taxonomy places the organism in Eukaryota, Metazoa, Arthropoda, Insecta, Diptera, Culicidae. Gene Ontology annotation, cellular component: cytoplasm; membrane.